AGAUUUCAAAAUUUCUCAAAUAUCAAGACUCCCUUAUUUUCAAUUUUAUUUUUUUGAAAAUUUCCUCACUCUAUCUUCUAUUCUUCUGCAAUUGGAUUCUUGAUCCUCUGUCUGUGUAUAUUCGAGGGCCCUUUUUUAUUUUUUCCCUCUAAUCUGAAAACAUGAAGCCUAACUGGGAGCUGACGAAUUGCUGUCAACAUGAACAAGUCCGAUUUCUAGCUACCAUUGGCAUUUUCACCGUUGUUAUUCUUGCUUUCUGGAGGACAUUUUUGCUGACACCUUUUAAGCUCAUCACUGUGUUUCUUCAUGAAGCAAGCCACGCGAUUGCGUGCAAACUUACUUGUGGCGAGGUCGAGGGCAUUCAAGUUCAUGCUAACGAAGGUGGCAUGACUCAAACACGUGGUGGUGUAUAUUGGUUGAUCUUACCGGCUGGAUACCUUGGAUCAUCGUUUUGGGGUAUGGCUCUCAUACUUGCUUCGACAAAUCUCCUCUCCUCAAGAAUCGCUGCUGGUUGUCUUAUUCUUUCCCUCUUUAUUGUGCUCUUCAUUGCACAAAAUUGGACUCUACGAGGGCUUUGUAUCGGAUUUAUUGUUUUUCUUGCUGUCGUCUGGGUUCUUCAAGAAACAACCAAAGUUCGUAUCCUUCACUACAUUAUUCUCUUCAUUGGUGUUAUGAAUAGCCUGUUUUCCAUCUACGAUAUAUACGAUGAUUUGAUAUCUCGAAGGGUUCACUCAAGUGACGCUGAGAAAUUCGCAGAGCUUUGCCCCUGCUGCACGGGAGUUGGUUGGGGAGUAAUCUGGGGAAUGAUAUCCUUACUGUUUCUCUCUGCAUCGAUAUAUCUUGGACUUGUCAUCUUGUCCUGAGGGUUGAAAAUAGAAGAGUUGGCCUAUUAAGGAGUUGCAACAACAUUAUCCAUACAUAUAUCUCCAUAGCAAUCAAAUUCAUUUAUUUGGCUGCAGGAUCAAAUUUGAUCCUCGAGCUUCGCAUUCUAACAAAAAUUGAAUUGUUUUGGUUCCAAUUCUGUCGAAUGGUUAUAAUUUUAGAAAUCAUUUCCAGAUUGUAAUAUUCAAAUUUUAUAGUAUAUGAUUCAAUGCCAAAGCUGGAUA
Messenger RNA from Salvia hispanica, 1106 nucleotides. RefSeq lists its product as uncharacterized. The record is from RefSeq and is a predicted model, not a curated record. Lineage: Eukaryota; Viridiplantae; Streptophyta; Magnoliopsida; Lamiales; Lamiaceae.